Messenger RNA from Phragmites australis (common reed), 751 nucleotides. RefSeq lists its product as uncharacterized. The record is from RefSeq and is a predicted model, not a curated record. The coding region runs from base 103 to 408 and encodes 101 amino acids. The transcript has 2 exons. NCBI's taxonomy places the organism in Eukaryota, Viridiplantae, Streptophyta, Magnoliopsida, Poales, Poaceae.
UAUAGCCCAGCAUGUAGAAAUACGCACAUAACAGCCCAUUACCACCCGUUUCCAAGCCGUGUGCAGAAAGGAGACGGAGAGAAGGAAGAAGAAGACGGCAUCAUGGCGACGGCGCAGGCGGCCUCGGCGUCCCCAACCCACCACCGCGUGUCCUCCCCGGCGGCGUCGCCGCCGCAGCCGCCGUACCCCAGCGCUGCCAGGAUCGCCGACUCCACCUGCUUCCCCCAGUACACCGCCUCCCUCAAGUGUCUGGAGGCCAACCAAGACAAGAGCAAGUGCCAGCAGCAGUUCGACGAUUACAAGGAGUGCAAGAAGAAAGAGGUUUGCUAUCUCCCGAUUUCUCUUCAUUCUUUGGUGCUGAUACGCGAUGGAUGGCUUCAUUGGUUGCACACACCGACUUACUGUUAGUUGUUCGAGAUGCUUCAAUUGAGCAACUUUAGGCCUUUAUUGCUCCAAAAUUGCCUCUUUUAAAAGCUUUAAGCACUUUUGGUGCAUCUUAAAGGACCUCAGCGUGCUCGUGAUUAUAUAGACUCGCUUCCUAGCUAUGUCAUCUUGUUCUACUAUGUUUACCGUAUAUGGUUUUGAGAUUCCUCGUUUAGCAUAUGUCCAUGCCUGCCAAAUAUUGAUUUCAGUGGCUAAUAGUUGCGGAGUUGUAGUCCACAAUUCCACGGUGAGGUGGAUUUGCGGAGUUGUAGUCCACAAUUCCACAUGAUUCACUUCUGAAUCUCUGACAUAUUUCUAUAUUUUUUGU